Plasmodium gallinaceum is the source of this 1257-nucleotide messenger RNA. RefSeq names its product conserved Plasmodium protein, unknown function. Gene Ontology annotation, molecular function: RNA binding. Bases 1 to 1257 code for a protein of 418 amino acids. The transcript has 3 exons. The record is from RefSeq and is a predicted model, not a curated record. Lineage: Eukaryota; Apicomplexa; Aconoidasida; Haemosporida; Plasmodiidae. Gene Ontology annotation, biological process: tRNA modification.
AUGGAAUAUGAGAAAGUGAAAAGAACAAAUCAAUUCAUUUUUUGUAGUAGUAAACAUGCCUCCAAAAGAAGAAAAAUAUUAACUAAUAACUGUAAAGGAAUUUUGAUAUCCCCUGUAAAUCCGCGAAAAAUGGGUGCAGCAAUAAAAGAAUUUUUGAAUUUUUUAAAAAUAAAUUAUCCAAAUAGUUACGAAAAUGAUGAAACAGAAGAUAAUGAAAAUAAUGUUAAGUUUGAUUCAGAAAUGAAAAGCAGUAAUGUAGAAAAGCAAUUAAAUGAUGAAAUAAGUAAAAUAAAUUCUGCAUAUAACAGAUUUUCUCCUCUCAGAUAUAUAGUAAAAAAUUUUGCAUUAAUUAAAUUUAAUGAUAUAAAUGAUAAAAAUCCAUCGGAUAUUGUUACACAAAUAUUUUUGUGUGUUCAAAAAAAAAACGAAAAAUAUAGACUAAGAAAUAUUUGUAAAAUUAUUCCAUUUGAUUACAUAUGUAAACCUCAUUUAUCUCCAUUUAUAAAAACUAUUCUUCCUUUAAUUAAGGAAAACUUUAUUGAUGGAAUUUGUGCAAAAGAAAAUUUUACAGUUUCUCACAUAAUGAAAUUAUUAAAUAUAACAGGAGAAAAAGAAAAAGAACCAGAAGAAAUAGAAAUAGAAGGAGAAACAAAAAAUGAAGAUACGGAAGAAAAAAAUGGAUAUAAUGAAAAGGAAAUAAAGGAAAAAGAAGACAAUGAAAAAGAAAUAAAGGAUAAAGAAGACAAUGAAAAAAAAAUAAAGGAUAAUGAAGACAAUGAAAAAGAAAUAAAGGAUAAUGAAGACAAUGAAAAAGAAAUAAAGGAUAAUGAAGACAAUGAAAAGGAAAACUCAACAAAAGGAAGUGAAGAUAAUGAAAAAGAAUAUGAAGAAAAAGAAGACAGUGAAAAAAAAAAUGCAACAAAAAAAAAUGAAGACAGUGUAAAAGAAAAUGAAGAAAGAAAAAAUGAAGACAAUGAAAAAAAAAUACAAAAUACUACAAAAGAUAUAAAGAAUAAAUCAAAUAAAAAAGUUUCAUGGGGAUUAGUAUAUAAAUGCUCCAACACAAAAACACUAACUAAAAAAGAUGUUUUAGCUGUAUUAGAUAAUUGUAUUGGAAAUAAUUAUUGUGUAAAUUUAACUAAGCCUGAUUUAGCUAUAGUAGUCUAUGUGAAUGAAAUAAUGUGCGGUAUAAGUAUAAUAAAAGAUUAUGAUAAAACAAGAAAAUUUAAUAUCUCAUCCUUUAAUGAAGAUUCCUAA